Molecule: messenger RNA, 1008 nt
Organism: Rhinocladiella mackenziei CBS 650.93
Lineage: Eukaryota; Fungi; Ascomycota; Eurotiomycetes; Chaetothyriales; Herpotrichiellaceae
Exons: 1
Coding region: 1-1008 (335 amino acids)
Molecular function (GO): oxidoreductase activity, acting on the CH-OH group of donors, NAD or NADP as acceptor
Source: RefSeq, a predicted model, not a curated record
AUGGCUGGUGAACUUAUACUCUUGACCGGUGGAACAGGGCAUCUUGGUUACCGUACCCUCAUCGAGGCUUUGUCGAAAGGCUACAGGGUUCGAGCUGCCGUUCGAUCGGAAGGAAAGAUUUCUGAACUCAAGGCUGCGAAGUCCUCCCAGCCAUACCUUGAUCGACUGUCAUUCAUCACCGUCCCAGAUGUCGAGAAAGAGGGCGCUUUCGAUGAAGCCGUUAAGGGCGUUGACUAUAUCGUGCAUGUCGCAUCCCCCCUUGCACGCCCUUCCGACGAUGACGAGGCCAACAUCAUUCAGCCAGCAGUCCGGGGAACUUUGAGUGUUUUGUAUUCUGCGCUUAAAGAGCCUUCUAUCAAGCGAGUUGUCAUCACCUCAUCGGUUGCGGCAGUUAUGCCCUCAGAUCCAAGCAAUGCAAAGGUAUUCACGGCCGACAAUGUUGAGCCGGACCCACACGGGCCAUAUCCCAGCGCGUUUGUUGCUUACGGUGCCAGCAAGAAGCUUGCGUACAAUCGUACCCGAGACUUCAUUGCCAAGGAGAGGCCUAAGUUUACUAUUAUCAAUGUUAUGCCCACCUUCGUCAUUGGCAAGAACGAGCUGGCCACCACUCCAGAGGCGGUCAGAUCUGGUUCAAACAAUCUCGCGUUCAUUAACCUCAUGGGUGGCAAGAACCCUGAUGGACUGCUGGCGAUGGUGUGUCAUGUCGAUGAUGUCGCCUAUGUUCAUGUCGCUUCGCUGGACCCUAAGAUUGAGGGAAAUCGGAACUUCGGGAUCAAUUGGCGUGGGGGGAGAGAAUUUGCCUGGGACGAUGCCAUUGACAUUGUCAAGAAGCACUUCCCCAAGGAGGUGGAGAAAGGUGUGUUUCCACUGGGUGGUUCUGUGAAGUCAAUCCCGGUGCCUUUCGAUGCUAGCAAGACCGAGGAGGUGUUUGGCAUCAAGUUUAAAGAUUUUGAGGAACAGAUUGUGAACCUCGCUGGUUAUUACGCCGAAGUUGUGGCAAAAGCGUGA